Trachymyrmex cornetzi is the source of this 1537-nucleotide messenger RNA. RefSeq lists its product as uncharacterized. The transcript is spliced from 4 exons. NCBI's taxonomy places the organism in Eukaryota, Metazoa, Arthropoda, Insecta, Hymenoptera, Formicidae. The coding region runs from base 73 to 1107 and encodes 344 amino acids. The record is from RefSeq and is a predicted model, not a curated record.
GCCGACAAACCGUACGGCAGACAUAGAUUAACACUUGAGAAUCUCUCGCGAUAGCUUAGACUAGGAGUGAUCAUGAGGAUGCAUUUCGUUGGAAUCUUGGCGAUCCUACUAUUCGCCGAUACUCAGAUUUUAGGACAUCCCUCACAGGAAAGAUUAAUGCCAGAUGGAGCACCGGUUCCCGAGGACACAGUUGUACACGAGGACUCCGUGGCGUCGGCGUCAGAGGUAGGCGAAGAAUAUGACGAUUCCGACAUGUAUAUGGAGCCGGAUGAAUCCGCAACGACUUCGCCACCAGAUCGUACAGAGGAAAGUUCACAAAAGACUAAUCAAAACGAGACAUUAACCGAUACUACCGACAAGAAUAACGAGAAAUCAUUCGAAGUUGAGAACCCUGAAACUUCUAAAGAUCAGGAGGCAAAGAACACGGAUCAUACACAGGUUGCCGAUGUGGACAGAGGUUUAGAAACCGAAAGUCAAAAUUUCUUCCCGACCUUUGCGGAACUCUUUGGAAAUCACAGACUUUCAUUUGCGGAACAGCAGCAGCGAUAUCGUCCUAACAGAUUCCUAGGCUAUUUCCAACGCGAUCGUAAUUAUCAGACCGCCGCGAGUACUAAGGAUCAACACUCUAUACUAGGAUCAGGUAACUUCGGCGUGAUCCGCGGAGGUACUUAUUAUCCGGAGGAUAAAGAGAAUGACGAGUACGCGAUAGAUGAGAGUCUUUACAAUCCGUACUAUCAUAAUCGUGGUCGUGCGCAGUAUUAUAGAAACCCAAAACCGCAGCCAAUUCGGGGCGGUGACUUCUUCGCAAACUUCCGUGAUUUUGCUGACAUUACGGCACCGCCAAAGUCCAGUUUCUCACAUCUUUCGGUAGUAUACGCUAACAAGAACGGCAGUUCUACUGGACGUGUCACGGAACCGAGAAAUAUCAUCGAGACUCUCAGGAUGUUGGAAGAAGAGGAGCGAUCUAACGAGGAAGAAGUGUCCACGGAAAUACCGAGGAAAAAGCAGAGCAAGGGCAAGGUGAAGCUUAUGAAGAUGAAACAGUACGAGGAGGACAAAGCCAGAAGAUCUCGCAUGUCCGUCGAACCGCUACUCGCUCUCAGCUGAGCGUAAAGAAAUAUCGCUAAAGUGUAUGUUAAUAUGGACGCAAACCUCGGGAUUUCUCCCAAACGCGGAAUUUGGCCUCGAGAUCAGAACCAAAGUCUGAAAAGCGUCAUUUUUCUAUUAUUGGAGGAGAAUGUACUGAAACGUGCAACAGGAACAUAGAAGGUUCGCAUCUUUGUUCAUGUGCGGAUGAUACUGUGCGCGCAUACGAACUUUUCGAUCAAGCCGAAAAGCUGGCGACUGGAGAAUCGUAUUUUGAAAUUAACGCGCGACGCGUCGCCGGUUAGACGGUAUAUACAAUUCCUAUUACUGGAAUUCCGAAGACACUCUGUAUCGAUACAGGGAUAAGCGAAAAUGUCUGUUUAUUGUUCUAAUUUUCCGGAGCUGACGUGAGUCUGUUGGAUCCAUUCAAUUAUAUUCUUUAUAUUACAUC